AUGACCCAGAGGAGAGGUCAUUCGCGGCCCGCUGCUGUGGUCAGUCCGCACCGGCUGAACUUCCACCAAGUAGAUCAAGAAACGGAGAACCAAGCGGAUCAGGUCAAGGAGCUUGAAAUGAAGUUGAAAGAAAAAGAAGAGCAGGAGGAGAAGGUUAAAAGAGAAAUUGAUGGCUUGGAAGAUGACCUUAUGCGCAGUAUUUGUGCUGAACUUUAUAUAGAACCUACUGCGCUAAACUGCGGAAACAUGUUCUGCAAGCAGUGUAUCACUGAGUGCAGCAAGAACAAGAAGAUUUGUCCGAUGUGCCGAGCAAACAUUGUUACCACAGUGAGGAUCUUCAACAUGGACUCAAUGAUGCAGAUAAACAUUCGAUUGAUGUCGGAAGAAGCCCAGUCUCGACGAGAAGCGCUGAUUACUGAACGAAAGAAACGUAAGACACCACAAAAAAAAAAAAUCUUCAAAGAAAGGGCGCAGUGA
This is a messenger RNA of Macrosteles quadrilineatus (aster leafhopper), 477 nucleotides long. RefSeq names its product E3 ubiquitin-protein ligase rnf8-like. Bases 1 to 477 code for a protein of 158 amino acids. Lineage: Eukaryota; Metazoa; Arthropoda; Insecta; Hemiptera; Cicadellidae. Gene Ontology annotation, molecular function: metal ion binding. The transcript has a single exon. The record is from RefSeq and is a predicted model, not a curated record.